This is a messenger RNA of Schizosaccharomyces japonicus yFS275, 2094 nucleotides long. RefSeq names its product mitotic cohesin complex. NCBI's taxonomy places the organism in Eukaryota, Fungi, Ascomycota, Schizosaccharomycetes, Schizosaccharomycetales, Schizosaccharomycetaceae. The transcript is spliced from 2 exons. Gene Ontology annotation, molecular function: double-stranded DNA binding. Gene Ontology annotation, biological process: mitotic sister chromatid segregation; homologous chromosome segregation; DNA damage response. Bases 1 to 2094 code for a protein of 697 amino acids. The record is from RefSeq and is a predicted model, not a curated record. Gene Ontology annotation, cellular component: nucleus; mitotic cohesin complex; nucleolus.
AUGUUCUACUCAGAAGCCAUUCUCUCGAAGCGCUUGUCCAAGUCGCAGACACUGAACACGAGUAUCGAAAGAAGUGUAGACGCAAUCGUGAAUGAGGAGCAGGCUCCCAUGGCUCUGCGUCUGUCUAGUCAGCUUAUGCUGGGCGUAGUCCGUAUUUACUCGAGAAAAACGCGUUAUUUGUUGGAGGAUUGCACGGAGGCUCUGAUCAAAAUUAAAAUGGCGUUUCGCCCAGCAAAGCUCGACACCAUCGAGAAUCCCUCAUUGCUCAUUUCAAAAAAGGCAGAGACUGCUGCCCAGAGCGCAAGUCUCACGCUGCCGGAAACACUGACAGAAUUUGAUAUCCUGGCUCCCGACAUGUCCUUCGACGUUCAACUCUCACAACUGCUACACACUCCUCAGAAGGGUUUUGGUCCGCUCGACUUCAGCACCCUCCCGUCCACGCAAUCCCCUUCCUUCUCCUCAUCGUCCGUUGAAGUCGGCCGUGAUGCUGAACGCAGCGCGGGAAAUACGACGCUUGGAAACUUUUUGCCCAGCGACGACAGUAGUUCCAUUGGCGGUGCCAAUAACACAAUUCCCCUUCCUGGAACGCCGCAUUCGUUGAAUUCAGACGGUAAAAACUCGCACGUUUCAGUAGAAAUGGGGCGAGAAGCGGCAACCCUCUUACAAACAGAUCUCAGUGGUUUCUUGUCUCCUCACGCCGCUUCUCUCACACAUUCCCCCAGUAUCACAGGUUUAGGCACGCCUGUCAUGUUGCCCAUCGGUAACGAAGAAUUAGAGGGACAGUUGCUGGCUCCGGUGGAAGACUUGCAGCUGGACCUGGGACUUGACGACCUGGCAGACGCAGCAGAAGAACCGCUUUUCUCUGCCAACGAAGCUCCUUCUUCCGAUACCUUGGGCCCUAAUCCCCCCAGCAGCGACGGUCUUGGACCUGCGGAUGAAGGUGUGGGAGUCUUGCUUUCAGAGAUUCACGAGGACGACGGAACAGAAGUCGUCGCUACUGCUGCCGCUGCUGCUGCCGCCGCCGAUGUCACAGCAGUAUCCCCAACAAAAGCUGCCCCCCAAAAUGUUUCGGACACUGUUCAGGCAAACGAAAGUGUCAUCGACAAGCCGUCCAUGCCCCCUCCUUCUACCAUUCGAGUUCCUCGACGCAGAAAGGCCAUUGUUGAUCCGAUUACGGAGAUGUCGUCUCAGCAAAUAAAAAAGCAGCUCGCCAACACGUCUGCUAUUAAAGCUCCUCUUAAAGUUGUCCCUAAUAACCGUAUUGGUAUGAAUGCUUUAUUUAGCUUUGACAAGUCGGGGAACCUGUCUCAUGUCUUGGCCUCGUCUAAUUUGAACCCAUUAAUUUCGCAAUCACUUCGUGUCGAAUCACUAAAACGAUUGGCUGUGCGUUCUGCAAAGCGUAAGCUUGAAAGUGUCGACGAAGCUCCAAAUACACCAACAAAAUCCAGACGUGAAUCCAUUUCCUCGUCUCCAUCUCGUCCGCCUCAAACUGCCGAGCUUGAGGUAGCUCCUUUGGAAGCUGCCGAACAAAUCCAAGAGAAUGACGUCCAAACUCAGGCCGAACAGGAACAAAUUGCUCCUCCUUCACUCACAGUGCCGCUUCCUGUAAAUGAUGAAGAUCUUCCUCCUCUUGAACAACAGCUGCCACCAGCAUCUCCUGAGCAAGAGCAGCUACCCGUACUGCCACAGGACGCUCAACAGGAUGAUCUUCCCCAAGAAGCUGGUCUGCCUCCAUUGCCUAAUGUUUCUGCAGAGCUUACUGCUGAAGGAGCCAAUCCUAUUUACAUGCCUGAAUCCGACUCUACGGGUGGGCUUGGCGGUAGUGAUUUCGGUUUUGAAACAAGUCUUCUAAGUACACAAAACGCCUCGGAUUAUCUUCGGACAAAAUGGUAUCCUAGUGUCGAAGGUGAGACGAAAUCGUUUUCCGAGUUAAGUACUGGUUACAAGCGCGACGAAGCUGUGCAAUUGUUCUUUGACGUUCUGGUAUUAGCUACGAAGGAUGCUGUUAGCGUGCAGCAGGAUUCUUCGAAGGGCAACGAUUUUAAAAUUACCGCCAAGUCUGCUUUGCUUUCGUCCUUGUCUGGUUCUUUGUAA